This is a messenger RNA of Diorhabda carinulata, 1832 nucleotides long. RefSeq names its product transcriptional repressor scratch 2. The coding region runs from base 282 to 1598 and encodes 438 amino acids. The transcript is spliced from 2 exons. Gene Ontology annotation, molecular function: DNA-binding transcription factor activity, RNA polymerase II-specific; RNA polymerase II cis-regulatory region sequence-specific DNA binding. Lineage: Eukaryota; Metazoa; Arthropoda; Insecta; Coleoptera; Chrysomelidae. Gene Ontology annotation, biological process: regulation of DNA-templated transcription. The record is from RefSeq and is a predicted model, not a curated record.
AUAUAAAAGCAAAGCCGUAGUGAGGGUGCGUUUCAGAAUCACGAGGGCGACGUUUAGUUUAGUUUGUUCCGUUUGUGCUGUCUUUUCUCUAUUCCUCUGUCUCCGCUAUUUUCUUCUUCUCUUUAAUAAAAAAAAAAAAUAAUACAAAAUAAAACCCGAUGUGCAUGUGCGUGUGUGAAUCAAUCGAAAUAAAUACCGAAAAUAAUAAUCGAAAUAUCAAAAUGAAGUGACUGUUGAAAUUAUUAACGAAACAAAAAAAAAAACAUAGAAAAGUACGCGAAAUGCCGCGUUGUCUUAUGGCCAAAAAAUUUAAGGCCUAUACGUGGCCUACCGAAAGAUCGGAUUCUCCGGAAGAAGAAGAUGAAGAAAUUGAUGUUGUCGGGGAUUCGCCAGCCACGGCAACGGCGACUUCUUGUUGGGGGCCGUCGAGUCCUACCGAAGGGGCCACCGCUCCCAGUCCACCACCCACCUCACCACACGGGACUACUCUACUCUAUAAUAGUUAUCUACACGAAAUUUCACCUUCAAACUAUACGACUUUAGUAUCAAACACGGAAUCGUCUGAUCAACCCAAAGGAACUUACAUAACAUUGAAAGGUGCCGACGAAUCUACUGAAAUACGGUAUGAAUCUAACCACGUUCCUAACAGACAUAAAAAAUCGCUAUCCAUGACAUAUACUAGUACAGGAACGGCGUUAAGUUUACCGCCAAAGAAAAAAGAUAUAUACAGACCAUAUUCUUUAGAAGACAAACCUUCGCCACCGUUUUUUCAUCAUACUAUUAGAGUACCAGCUGAAGAAGAUCUCCACGCCGCUCACGCUAUACUAGACUUGAGCGCAUCCACGACUGUUUUCCUACCACCUCCACCACCUCAAAUACAAAUACAAGAACAGUAUCAUCCCCUCGAUUUACCGCAAGAAAUUCAAGAAACUCACUCAUUGAAUGGCGCCGCAAGUCCUGGUCUCAAAUCUACUAAAACCGUCGCUUACACUUACGAAGCCUUUUUCGUAAGUGACGGUAGAUCUAAGAAGAGACACGAUACCGAAGAUCCUAACAUGACAAUUAACACGGUAAAAUUAUCGGAGAAACCUAAAUACACCUGCAGCGAAUGCGGCAAGCAAUACGCCACGUCGAGCAAUCUCUCGAGACACAAACAAACCCACAGAAGUCUAGAUUCUCAGGCUGCCAAAAAAUGUAUAACCUGCGGUAAAGCUUACGUAAGCAUGCCCGCAUUAGCUAUGCACGUUCUCACGCAUAAAUUGGCGCAUCGAUGCGGCGUAUGCGGUAAACAAUUCUCGAGACCUUGGCUACUCCAAGGUCAUUUGAGAUCGCACACCGGCGAAAAACCGUACGGUUGCGCGCAUUGCGGUAAAGCUUUCGCAGAUAGAUCGAAUUUGAGAGCGCACAUGCAAACCCAUUCGGCGGAUAAAAAUUUCGAAUGUCCGAGAUGUCAUAAGACGUUCGCUUUGAAAUCUUAUCUUAAUAAACAUUUGGAAUCGGCGUGUCUUAAAGAAGAAGUUGUUAAUUGUAAAGAUGAACAGAAUACUAAAGAAAUUAAUGUUGCGACGCCUAUGCCGGUUCGUGUAUAUGCUGGUUGAUUUUCUUGAGCGGUAUUGAAAAUCUAUUCAAUUUGGCAACUAAUCUAGUGGAAAGUAGCAUUUUUCGGAAUAUAAUUUAUUUAUUAUAGACUAAUAUGGUGGAUUUAAAUUCCACUGGCGAUAAUUUUGUAGAAAAAGUUGAAAUUUUGCAGUGAAAACAUUCGAUUUCUCAGUUUAUUCAAGGUGAAAAUCGAUUAUUAGAUUAAAGUUUCCAUUGAGAAUAUAAAAAAAAAA